ACAUUUGGCUACUUUGCCCAAUUUCUCAUUUUCUUUUUUUCUUACCUAUUCUUUCUCAUCAUUUUCAACAAAGCUGCUCAAACCUCGCAUCCCUGCGUCAUGUCUCGGUGUAUCUCAACAUAACAGCUACAUGAUCGCAGCAUGCCCAUACCAGUUGGAUAACCUCGUCUGUUCCCGGUAUCCUGCGCAGGUAACGUCGUCUCGAGGAGCGGUGAAGCAACGGAAAUUUCCUCGGCGUGCUGCCCGCGUUCUACAAUCAUCAUGGGCCAACUCGGAGAUCUGUCGCCCAAUGCCAGCGUUGCUGUCGGCGUCAUCGUGGGCUUAAUCUCAACCAGCGUACAGAGUCUGGGCUUGACAUUACAGCGGAAAAGCCAUAUACUAGAAGAUGAAAAGGCGCCGGACAUUACACGUCGACCGCCCCAUCGUCGGAGAAGAUGGCAGCUCGGCAUGCUCAUGUUUAUAAUUUCGAACCUUCUUGGAAGCUCUAUCCAAAUAACAACAUUACCACUGCCUGUCCUUUCUACGCUUCAAGCGUCCGGGCUCGUAUUCAAUUCGAUAUGUGCGACUUUGAUACUCGGAGAACCCUUUACGCGGUGGUCGUUGGUGGGAACAGUAUUGGUUUGCGCGGGCGCAGUGUUGAUUGCCACGUUUGGUGCGAUUGCAGAACCGGCGCAUACUUUGGAUCAACUUUUGGCGCUUUUGGGCCAGAGACAGUUUGUGCUCUGGAUGGUUGGACAGGCAAUUUUGGUUGUUUUGAUUAUUAUCGGUGCCAGAUGCCUCCAAUUACUUCACCCUCGUGCCCAUAGCAGUGCGCGAAUGCGUCUUGCCAGGGGAAUGUCCUAUGGCGCGAUCAGCGGGAUCCUCUCCGCGCAUUGCCUUCUUUUGGCAAAAUCAGCAGUCGAACUGCUAGUCCGCACUGUGGUCGACCGCAGUAACCAGUUUAACCGGUGGCAGUCGUGGGUCAUUCUUGUGGGAUUGGUUGUACUCGCACUGACCCAGCUCUACUAUCUUCACUGCGGCUUGAAGCUUUGUUCUACCAGCGUUCUAUACCCUUUUGUUUUCUGCAUUUACAACAUUAUUGCCAUUCUGGAUGGCCUCAUCUAUUUCCGGCAGGUGUCGAGUUUGGGCGCAUUGAAAGGGUCUCUUAUUGCUCUUGGCACUGUCAUUCUCCUCUCUGGCGUUCUUGCCCUUUCAUGGCGUCUCAGCGAUGAGUCAGUUACCAAACCGCCCGUGGCACACUCUGCUCUCGGCCCCGGUCUCGGCUUUGUCGAAGAAGCUCCAGAGGGCGUCUCGCUCUACGACGAUUACGAUGACGACUCUGAUCACGAUUAUACACCCUAUCUAGAGGACGAAGAGGCCGCCAUUGCCGUCCGCGAAGGCGAAAGACAGCCCCUCCUCGUGCGACGCAAACGUCAGCAAAGCCACCAGCACGGCACCAUGGAUCCUACUGCCAGAGACGAUCGCAUUCUAAGCGCAACGCGUCUGGGCAGACAGGGACUAGCUGAAGCCGCUGAAAUCUGGGAUGAACUCGACGACCAGGACGACAGUCUAUUCCGCCGCCGUCAUCAACUCCAACAUGCCCGUACAUCAUACACCUAUAACCCUCGCGCCAAUACAGCCAAUGCGCGUGCGCGUGCAAUGAGCACACCUACGAAAUUAUUUCUCCGCCGCUCGUCACGACCAACACAUGGCGCCGCCUCCAACGAAGCUCACGCCAGAAACCAUCGUCUUCUCUCCUCCAAGGGAAACCUACGAAUCAAUACCGCAGAUAUCGACGACUCAUCAUUGACCUCUCCUGAACUGUCCCCGUCUCCUCUGUUCCAUUCCAAAAACGACCCUAGUACAGUGACUCGUCGCCGCAGCUUACAAUACCGCAACGAACAUGCACUGCGCCAUGACGAUGCUCAACAAGACUCGGAUACCUCACGCCGCUUAAGCUACUCAUCUUCGUCAAACCUACCGUCAGACGUACAUCAUCACCCCGCUCCCACUGCCCGCCCUCUUUCCCGUUCUGCUAGCACGCCUGUCCACCGUCCCCCACCGUUAUCAGAUGCUGAAUACGAUGCUCAUGACCACGAGGACCAAUCGAGUCCCACCGCGCCCGACACCCCGUCGGCAUCGACAGGCGAAUGGUGGAAAAUGAUGCGUCUCUGGCCCCGCGCCAUUGGCGCCUCGGCAGCAGCAAGCAUCUCUGGUAGUAUCCGCAGUAGCAGGAGCAAGAAUAAGGAUAAGGAUAAAGCGCGCAGGACACGGAAUCCGUCUGGUCCAGACGAAAAUGUAAAUGAUCAGUAGCCAUUAUUUUUCUUUUUUUUUUUUUUUUGUUUUCUU
Messenger RNA from Xylona heveae TC161, 2328 nucleotides. RefSeq lists its product as hypothetical. NCBI's taxonomy places the organism in Eukaryota, Fungi, Ascomycota, Xylonomycetes, Xylonales, Xylonaceae. The coding region runs from base 262 to 2292 and encodes 676 amino acids. Gene Ontology annotation, molecular function: magnesium ion transmembrane transporter activity. The record is from RefSeq and is a predicted model, not a curated record. Gene Ontology annotation, biological process: magnesium ion transport. Gene Ontology annotation, cellular component: membrane. The transcript has 5 exons.